ACUGUGCUUGUUGGUGUUCUUUUAAAUUAAAUCAAGCGUACAAAAUGAAGACUGUAAUGCAAACGAUAUGGCUACUAGUUACAAUUUUGAUUAUUAAUAAAGUUUGCUGCCAAGAUGGAUACAGUGACCAAGACUUUUAUCGGCUACAGCAGUACUCUAAUAAUAAUGCCCAGACUGAAGCUGUUACCGGUUAUAAUACUAAUAUUAUGCAAAGAGAACCGCACAGUCAGUCAAUGACUUCUGCUGGUGUACAAUAUUUAAGCGACGAGAACAACAAUGGUGAUUAUAGUCGAGGAGAUCGUAGUAAGGGUCGAAAAGUUUACAGGAUAAAGAAUCCAUUUCAACAACAACAGGAGGAAGACAAACCUUCUCAAGAUACCGAUACCCAAGACAGCGAAACCGGAGCUAGUAACCAGUAUACGGGUAUGCAAUAUUCCUUACCACCUGAGGAUUUCUUACAAAGAAUGAGAGCGGAAAGUCAAUACCACAACCAACAACAGUUAAGUACUCCAGUUUCUGCGUCACCGUACACAGCUACUCCUCAACCGCAAUAUCAAUAUUCAACAAUUCAGCCUUCGAAUUAUGAUAUAAAUCAACAAUCUAAUCAGAUAUCAUCCUUAGAGCCGAAAGCAUAUACACCGGUUUAUCAACCGAAUAUAAAUUCAUUUCAGUACAGUAAUCAAAAUUUAUAUAAUUUGGAUAAUGCACAUAGCACACCCAUUCCGCCUUACAUGUCCACCCCGUUACCGAAUACUCAGUACUUAGGGACGCCAGUGAAUACCUAUGUUUCUAGUUCUUCACCAAUAUAUCUGUCUAGCCCUCAAAAUGUACAACAGUAUGUUUCUUCGCCUAACACAAAUACUCAAUCUGGGGUAUUGGAUUACAAUAAUAACAGAGUAACUACUAUAGGAAGCAAUUAUGAAACCAAUAAUGAUGUAAAUAAAAGGAGGCAAAUUGAUCAUUAUGACAAUUCUAACAAUGGCGUAAGAUAUCCUACAAAUAUUCAAAAUCAAUAUCAAAACGAUUAUACGCCAUCAACAACUUCACCUACUUUAUCGACUUAUCCUGAUUCUUGGCAAAAUUCUUUGAGCACCGGCUAUAACGUAUUAUCGAAAUCUGAAAAUGAUUACCUGCAAACGCAAUAUCAAAAUUUAAGAUACAAUAAUAACCAGAAAGAUAAGCAAGAAACAAACGCGGAUGUUUCUAAUGGUGAUACACAUCGUAUCGGCAGUAUGCAGUCAGCCAAUAAUGUAUUUUUAAAUUAUAUUCAACCUGAUUAUCAAUUUUAUAGUAACGUUAAAAGUCAAAGUAGAGACUCUGAACCAGAAACAAGUCAAUCAGAAGUUUAUUCACACGGUGACUAUGGAUGGAAAUUAUCUGAUAAAAAAUCUUCGUAUGAGCCAGAAAUAUCCUCUAAAAAUAAUUAUUUUAAAUAUCAAAUACAUAGUGUGCAACCGGAUUCUGGAGCGGUAAGCCAAGUGAGUUUUCAAAUGGAUUCUAGCAAACCAUACAAUUAUGAAACAAAUACUAAGCCUAUAGAAGAAAAAAAAUUAGAAGCAGAAGAGUUUGCUAGAGCUGCUGUAAAAGCACAUGAAAAAUAUAAACAACAAUUAGAAGCUGGUAAAUAUCUAUCAAAUUCUCAAUAUAACAAUAAUGUUGUAAGCAACUCAUUCGGUGUCGAUUCGUAUUAUAAUAAUGAUAAUAUGAAACAAAAUAACAAAUUGUAUAAUUAUAAUGCUUAUGGAAAUUCACAGUCAGAGGCCGUUACUUCAUCUCCAUUUUAUUACAUCAAUUCAAGGGAUAACUUAGAUAGUAGAACGAAACAACCUUUUGAUCAUGACAAAGCUUUAAAAAAUAUCGUUUCUAUUGAUAUGUCCAACGUUGUUCAAAAUUCAGAUUCAUCUGUAAAGACUGAUACAGAUACAAGUAAUCGAUUUAAUUUUUAUGGGCACAAUAAAGAUGCCGAAGAACAAAAUUUUAAACAGUAUUCAAGACUGGCCGAUUCAUUUUAUGGAGAUAAAAACAGUCUUUAUGCAAUAAAAUCAAAACCAGAUGAUUAUAUAAGUUUGGAUAAACUGAAACAAUCAGAAUAUGGAAAGCAUCAGUUAGCCGAAUCGUUUUAUAACCUUGGUUCAGGAAAUAAACGUCUUAUAGAUGAAAUGACACAAACUCUUGCAAAGCAAAUAUCAAAUAAUCAACAGAAUAACGUCCAAUCAUCAGCAAGUAUUAAUCAACAAGGAUUACAACACUCUCAAAUAUCAUCCGAUAUUGCCAAUAUAUUAAAAUUUAAUGAUAUACCCUACCGCCUAACUCAAAGCUUAAAUUCUAACUCUCAAUAUCUUCGGAACAACAACUUUGAUCAAGGUAAUAACCCAUCACCUUUACCUGCACGAAUCAAUCAGAAUGUGGAGAACCAUCAUAUAGAUGUUACAGCAGAAAUUCUUAAUAAAUUGAUGGCAAAUAAUAAACCAGCUAACUUGAAAAUGAAUAGACCUGAUACUGACUUGCAGUCUGGUAAUUUAAUAUCAACAAUAAAUGGUUAUAAAGUUGCUAAUCCAUUCAACGUAGAUCUUAAAUUAGUUGCAGAUAUGCUAAAAGGGAAAGCAGCUGUUGAUGAGAGUCAGAUGACUUCAUUUAAUAAUAAGCCUUUACCUAUUAAAUUAGAUGUUUCGCAAUUACAGCAACUUCUUCAAUUUAAAAACGAAAAUAAUGCUAUGGCCCUUAACAAUGGUCUUAGUUCAAUUACUAAUUCCUUUUUUGAUAUUUAUAAUAGUGGGCGAUCUCCUUACCAAGGUGUUAAAUAUUCACGUAGUGAAGAAGAACCAGAAAAUAUUCCUCUAGCAGACUCUUCAAAUAAUCAUCCAAUAGGAGCAGUUAUAGAACAAGAGGGUGUAGUAGCAGGAGAGAUAAUAGCUGAUGGAUCUGAAUCGGCAGAGGAUGAUAUUUCAUCAAAUUUAGACGAUGAUAGACCAAAUAAUGUUGUUAUUAGCUCUGGUCAAAGAGGUUUAGGGGACAGGCAUAGGCAAAUGAGUACAUACUCUAGUCGUCAUUCCUAUAAAAGGAAAUAUCCUAAGUCAGAGUUUGAGGAACCUUACCCACUUCUUAAGCCCCCACCUCCUCACUCUUCACGCCAUCGUCAAGGGGAAAAAAGCCGGCGACGAAGAGUGAAUAAGCCUAAAAUGCUAAGAGUCUUUAAAACUGAACCCUUAUAUGAAGCUGGUACAUUUAUAGACGAUGAUAUAAAGCCAAUACAUAUGAAACAUGUACAUGUAAUAGCAGAGGAUAAAUCAGAUACAGUAAAUGAAGAAGAGACGAUGUAGGUCGU
Molecule: messenger RNA, 3325 nt
Organism: Nymphalis io (European peacock)
Lineage: Eukaryota; Metazoa; Arthropoda; Insecta; Lepidoptera; Nymphalidae
Exons: 2
Coding region: 45-3320 (1091 amino acids)
Source: RefSeq, a predicted model, not a curated record